GGCCAGUUGUGAUACAGCCUGUAAUCGAACCAGGGUCUGUAGUGACGCCUCUAGCACUGAGAUACAGUGCCUUAGACCUUUGCACCACUCAGGUUCAGGUUUUCCGACCUCCAAAGGAGUGUUAUGUUUAGAUGGGUCCUGCUGCUACUGAAUGAUUUCAUGGAGGUUCUGUAAGUGUUUUGUUCUGCAUCUUCACUCUUUCUACCAGUGACAGCGGGUCAGAUCGAGGUGUCCCUCCCUCUGUUUCUGUCUGAGGAGGGGGGAGCCCCUCACCCCUACAGGGUGCUGUCUCUCAGUGCCACCCCUCACCCCCCCAGCAUCACCUUCCUCCCCCCUCGAGUCCUCCUCACCCCUGUCCCUCUGGACACACCCUCCACCACCACCCUCUUCCUGCUCCCCACCGGGUACCCCAGUGGUUCCUGUCUGCGUGUGGAGGUGGAGGAGAUGGUUCUGAAGGAUGGCAGUCGGGUGAAGACCCUCUCAGUCAGCCUGCCCCACAACGGCACCGUCCCUCCCAAGACCCACACAGAGCCCCAGACCCCUAUCAGCUGCACAGUGACCUUCUGCUCCCCUCAGCCCCUGGACCUCAGCUCACACAUCACAUUCCUGGACCACCUCAACAACAGGUUCAGGGUGGAGGUCUGUGCUACAGCAGAUAACAGUUUGUUGACAGUGUGGCCCUACCUGGCUCUGCACCGCUCUGAGCAGCAGAUAGUCCUCAAGAGUGGUUAUCUGAGCGGUUGCAGCGGCGAAUCAGGGCCCUCUCAGAUGACAGGGAAGGCGGUGCUACAGCCAUGCUACUCCCCCAGCCCUCUGUCUCGCUACACUUCCUCCUCCUCCACCUUCGCUUUCCUCUCCUCCACCAGUAAUCACUCCACCUCUGACUCUGGAGACAGCAGGAGUAGGACUGGGAGUGCAGGACCAGGACCUAGAGGGAAGGAGGACUGGCCCCAGAAGGAGACUGAGGGUGUGACUGACCAGCAACAGGGUAUACCAGUGUUUCCAGGGCAGGACUCAGAGGAGGGGUUGUACUACCACAGCAUCCUGCAGGCCGUACAGAAGUGGUUCAGUCAGUUUGGCUGGCCCCGUGGACCAAACCCAAUCUCUCUACCACGCUCUCUCAGAAGGGUGGUAUGUAGAGUCCAGACAGUAGACUCCAGCUCUAGUGAGUGGAGGAACUCGUACCUUAUGAGUCAAGGUAAAGACACACGGACCAUCUACGACAUGCUGCGUCACCUGAGCGGACAGACACUUCCUGGUGUGAGCACCAACCAAUCGCUGCCCUGCUACCUCACUGAGCGCGUGCAGCAGCUGCUCCACUGGAACACAGUGCUGCUGGCCUUCCUCAGGAGGCAGGGAGCCUGUCUGUCCCACAUCAGACCCGAGUACCUGUUAGACUCCCAGGAGUUCAGCCACUGGAGCUCUCUACAGGCCCAGUCCCAGUGUGAUCAGAGGGGGCUGGACUACAGCAGCAAGGUCUUUGAAUCCCUCAGUAAAAGGGCCUGGAUGGAUGUUCUACUGCAGACCUACAAGGUGCUAGUCCUGCCGCGGGUGACAGAGGGUCCCUUGUCCCUGGGCCUCCAGAGCUGUGACAGUGGCAGCAUGGAGGAGCAGGUCCCCAGGAUAGACCCAAAGCCCCUGACCUCUAACGUCUACUCCACCUGGGAGAGGAGGCUACUCACCUGGCUCAACCUGCACUACCACAGCAUGAGGACUACCGUCUGGAGCCCACUCACCUCUACAGGAGACGUCCCAUCAGCCCGCUGGGUGGUGAACUUUGACCUGGACCUGGCAGACGGCCUGGUUCUGGCUGCUGUGCUGGCUGCCUACUGUCCCUUUCUGAUCCCCAGUCAUCUCCAGAGGAUGUACACCAGCAUCAGCCGCCUGGAACAGAACCUCCACAACAGUAUCAUCCUCAGCCAGGCCUUCACACUGCUCUGUCUGGACAUAGACAUCCAGCCCACAGAGCUGUCAGACUCGAACCCUGUUCUGAUGUUGAUGCUGUGUGUUUACCUGUAUGAGACGCUGCCCCAGUACCUUCCCAGGAGAACCAUCACCCUGUCUGGCAGCCUGCACCACACCUUCACCAAGCAGGUGCGUCUGAAGAGCCCGUCCUCCAGAACGAUGUUCUACCAUGCCUCCAUCGUAGGGAAGGAGGCCCAUCAUUUCUCCUUGCCCCAAGGAGCUUCCAUCACCAUCCCUCCUAAGGGGCGUUGUGUGGAGGUGACCGUGCAGUACUCCUGUUCCUUCCUGAGGCCAAUGGAGGCGGUGCUACUGCUGACAUCACGCUCUGCCUCCUCAGCCAGUCCCUCUGGAGCCACUCUGGCCUUCAGCCUCAAGACCCAGGUCACACACAUCACCCCCAGCGGGAUAGUGAAGUGUAAAUCUCCAUGUUACCAGCUGAAGAAGCUCCAACUUAAAGUAAAAAACCCUUUCAGCAAGGAUGCCACUUUCAGGGUGGUGUUGGUGGAGUCCAAAGCCAACAUACUGCAGGUGGAGAAGAGUCAGGAGAGCCUCAUUCAACAGUUCUCCUUUAGGACCAACCCCAGCUCAGACAACAACACCAGGUUGGUGAGCAGGUGUAUCUUGUGGAGGGACAGCAGAUCUUCCCCUGUCCUCCCCUCUGACCACAAGCCCAGUCCUAAUGUAGUCCAUGUUAGCAGCGCCACCUCUAUGGUGCUGAUCCCCAGGCCUGGUGUGUUUCGUAUGCCCGUGUGUCUGCUAGAGGUGCUGAUCCCAGCCUGUGUGUUUUCCGCCUGCGGUGAACCUGCGUUGCGGCGUGGGCAGCACCUGGAUGAGGUGGUGUGUGUCCCCCUGGUUAAAUGGGCUGUUGGAGCGGGCGCUGGCCACCGUGGGCAGCAGAGGAUGAGCCCUGUGGAGAAGAAGAGGCGCCAGCCUCACACACACUCUGGACAGCUGAGCACCGUCCGGGCCGGGGUGGUGGCCGCUGCACUCACCACCUCACAGUCCCUGCUGGUCCCUGGUCCAGUCCAGUCCCAGGUGGUAGAGUACAGUGUGGAUGUUUCUCUCCCGGAACACUUCCUCCUGCCUCAUACCAUCACUCUGCCUGUGGCCAGGGACGCACGGGUCACACAGGACAACCUCACAGACUCUGAGGUGGUGAUGGUACCACUGAGGUUCCAAGCCCACGUGGCCGGUCGGUUCCGGUGCCAGCUGGUUCUGCAGUCGUGGCGUGACAUCAGAGUCUACCUGCUGGAAGCCGUGGUUACCGCAGAGGGAGACCACGCCCAGCUAGAGUUCACCACGCCCGCUCACCUGUCUGUCACUCAGGACAUCCCUCUGAUCAAUGAGAGCAGACAGGACUGGCAUCUGCGAGGCUUGGUUAGUGGCUGUGGCUUCUACGGCCCUCCUGUGGUGUACAUACGGGCCGGGGAGAAGACCUGUUACCCCCUUACCUUUAGACCCACCACACAGAGCAUCGUCACGGGCAGGCUGUCCUUGCUGAAUGACACAGAUGGGACGGAGCACAGCUUCACCCUGAGAGGGGUGGGGGAGCGGUCCCUACCCCUUGACCACGUGGUGAUACACUGCUCUGUCAGACAGGUCACACACAGCACCCUGCAGGUCCCCAACUACAGCCAGCACCCCCUCACCUGUCAGGUGGUAUCAGACCUCUCCAUCGUCAGUGGACCGCCCACCUUGGACAUCAAACCAGGUCACACCGUGCCCUACACCGUGUCUGUGUCACCAUGGAAACGAGGGAAACAUACAGGGUCCAUGUCAUUCCUAGCCGUGGAGAGUGAGACAGGAACAGGGAAUGAGUCCAGGCAAUAUGAGGUGUGGUUCUCUAUAGAGGUCAUAUGUGAUGCUGCUCCUCCCCUGAAGGUGCUGGCUGUGCACUGUGCUGUUCAGAGCUCUGUUGCCGUGGAGAUCCCCCUUAGUAAUCCGGAGGCGGAGCCGCUUGAGCUGUGGGUGUGUCUGGAGGGAGAGGACCUGAGUGGAGACACCCUGGUGUGUGUCCCUCCCCAGAGCAGUCUCAACUACACAGUCACCUUCUCUCCUGCUGUAGUAGGGAAGAGAACAGACAGUGUGGUCUUCCAGUCGGAGCUGGUGGGAGAGUUCUGGUACCAACUGGACCUGCUGGCCCAACCUCCUGUCCUCACCACCUUACCACAGAGCAGCUGUGAACUGGGAAAGUGGACCAGGCUGUACAUCCCACUGGUCAACCCCACAGACGAGACACUGGAGCUGGGCACGGUCAACAGCAACCCUCGCAACUUCACCCUGGAGCUGGAUACCAGCAGACCACUCAUCAUAGCACCACACUCGUCCACCCAGGUUCCUGUCCGUUUCAGCCCAUCAACCAUCGGAGCUGGAAACCACACAGCCAAGAUCUCCUUCACCUGCUCUCAGUUAAAACAGUGGAGCUUCCAGCUGUGUGGUGAAGGCCUGACCCCUGGGAGGAUGGAGCCUCUGUCUGUAGCCUCCCCUGUGGGAUCUCAUUCCUCCAUCAUCCUCCCCUUCAGGAACCCUACUGAACACCCAGCCCUGCUGCACCUCAGACUCACAGACGAGGAGCCCGGUCAGAAGAGAUCAAGCCAGUCCUUCAUCUGUGACAGGAAAGUGUUCUGCAUCCCCCUCAAACAGACACAAGGUGUGCGUGUGUCUGCGGGGGCCAGUGUGGACAUUCCUGUGGUGUUUGCCCCUGACUCCAUGCAACUGCACCAGGCCUGGCUCCUGGUUCAGCUAGAGCCCCUCUUCAACCUCCCCCGCCUGGACUCACCACUCACCACGGCCCAGAGGGACAAGUGUGUGGAGGUAGAGAAGGACCGGGUGCGUUUGGUCUCCUGGGUCUACCCCAUCCAUGGCAUCCCAGAGGCCCCUCCUGAACCCUCUUAUCCAGCGGUGAUAGAAUGUGAGGCUCGCGGUCGAGUGGAGGAGAGAGUGGAGGUGCUGUUGACGGGAUGUGUUCCUGGCUCCUCCGUCAGCAACACAGACUCAACUCUCAUCAGGGCCCCCUCCUCCGUCAGCAACACAGACACAACUCUCAUCAGGGCCCCCUCCUCCGUCAGCAAUACAGACACAACUCUCAUCAGGGCCCCUUCCUCCAUCAGCAGCACAGACACAACUCUCAUCAGGGCCCCCUCCUCCAUCAGCAACACAGACACAACUCUCAUCAGGGCCCCCUCCUCCAUCAGCAACACAGACACAACUCUCAUCAGGGCCCCCUCCUCCAUCAGCAACACAGACACAACUCUCAUCAGGGCCCCCUCCUCCAUCAGCAACAUAGACACAACUCUCAUCAGGGCCCCCUCCUCCAUCAGCAACACAGACACAACUCUCAUCAGGGCCCCCUCCUCCAUCAGCAACACAGACACAACUCUCAUCAGGGCCCCCUCCUCCAUCAGCAACACAGACACAACUCUCAUCAGGGCCCCCUCCUCCAUCAGCAACACAGACACAACUCUCAUCAGCGCCCCCUCCUCAGCAGCAGGCUUCAGGCUGGCUCUAGAAGACUUCCUAUGUGAGGUGUGUUAUAACAGUGAUGCUGAGCGGUCCCAGCUGGAGGGCUGUGUAACCCUGUCUCUACUGAACUGUCACAGAGACCCCCACUCUGGCAUCGUCUCUCUCACCAUCAACAUCAUCUUCACCCCUUACAAACCUCUCAGGUGUUCAGCUGUCCUGGCGGUUCAGUGUUUGACAGGUGGGCUCUGGAAGUUUCCCAUCAGCCUCAUCUCCACCGAGCCGCAGGUUGAUGAUGUCAUCACCAUUAAUGCUGCAGGGCUACACAAGACCUCUGCUGUGGGCUUCAGACUGACCAGCCAGACCAGGUACCCAGAGCCGUUCACAGCAGGGUUUCUGCCAGGUGGGGGCAGUGAGUUCCAGGUGUGUCCCUCCUCAGGUGAGCUCCUCCCAGUGGGGUCAGCCGGUACCCUCCUCACCGUCUCCUUCACCCCCUCCAUGUACAGCAAGAGACACCACGCUACGCUGCUGGUCCAGACAGCAGACAUGCAGUGGACGUACGAGGUGAAAGGAACCACACCUGCUUACACCCCACCCCACUCUGCCUCCUCCAAUGGGAACACCUCUUCCAGGGAACUCCCUCCCACUGAUGUCCGCCAGAGGAACUUUGUGUCCCGGAACCUUCAUCUCCCAGCCGUGGCGAACUCCUCCCCCAUCAAACACAGAGCCUCCGCCUCGCAGAUCAGAUAGAGAGAUCAUUCUCACACUACACCCCCACCCCAUUCCUGUGUCAUUGAAAUGAUCAUACAGGAGGUUUGAAUAAUUAAAGUGCCUGUACUUCA
This is a messenger RNA of Oncorhynchus kisutch (coho salmon), 6266 nucleotides long. RefSeq names its product cilia- and flagella-associated protein 47. NCBI's taxonomy places the organism in Eukaryota, Metazoa, Chordata, Actinopteri, Salmoniformes, Salmonidae. The transcript has 36 exons. The coding region runs from base 445 to 6174 and encodes 1909 amino acids. The record is from RefSeq and is a predicted model, not a curated record. Gene Ontology annotation, cellular component: cilium. Gene Ontology annotation, biological process: cilium assembly; sperm axoneme assembly. Gene Ontology annotation, molecular function: protein binding.